Messenger RNA from Dendrobium catenatum, 2256 nucleotides. Its product is annotated as protein decapping 5. The record is from RefSeq and is a predicted model, not a curated record. Gene Ontology annotation, biological process: cytoplasmic stress granule assembly; P-body assembly. Gene Ontology annotation, cellular component: P-body. Lineage: Eukaryota; Viridiplantae; Streptophyta; Magnoliopsida; Asparagales; Orchidaceae. The coding region runs from base 125 to 1987 and encodes 620 amino acids. The transcript is spliced from 8 exons. Gene Ontology annotation, molecular function: mRNA binding.
AUCGAUUAACCUUCGUCCUGUGGUCGUUCGUCUCUCUCUCUCUUCUAGGUUUGUUUCUUCAUUCUUCUGCACAGUUUAACUCAGGAAUCUCGGCUUCUUCUGCUAUUACAAGAAGCCCAAGACCAUGGCAGCGGAGGCGUCGAGGUCAAGCCCAUCGCCUGACUCCUACAUCGGGAGUCUAAUCACUCUUACGUCUAAUAGCGAAAUCAGAUACGAGGGUAUCCUUUACAACAUCAAUACCGAAGAAUCCAGCAUCGGAUUACGUAACGUUCGAUCAUUUGGAACUGAAGGACGAAAGAAAGAUGGAUCACAAAUUCCUGCUAGUGAUAAAAUCUAUGAAUACAUACUUUUCCGAGGAAGUGACAUCAAGGAUUUACAGGUCAAGACCUCACCACCUGUUCAAACUACACCUGCUCACAAUGAUCCCGCAAUUAUUCAGUCUCAUUAUCCUCGACCCCACGCUGCCUCUUCAAGUCUGCCGCCUCUUGGAACUGGAACCACACAGGAGCUCAGUUCCCACUCAGGACAAGUGGGACUUCACCAUCCAACCUUUCAAGGCAGUUUGCCUCCAUAUCAUACUGGUGGAAACCUAGGGUCUUGGGGCCCCACACCACCUCCACCAACUGCAAAUGGUUCUGGGCUUGCAGUACCACCAUUGUUUUGGCAAGGAUACUAUGCACCCUCAGGAGGGCUUCCUCAUGUGCAGCAACCUCCUCUAAUGAGGCCACUGCCUGGGCUUGCUAUGCCUCCAAUGCAGCAGACUCUGCAGUUUCAGGGCAUGAAUGCCUCUUUAUCUUCUGGCGCUCCAAGCUAUCCAGAAUUCUCUCCCUUGUUUCCAACUGUUAACAGCAACAUGAGUUUAAACUCUACUUCUAUUCCAUCAGCGUUAGCUGCUUUCCAAGCUACGUCAUUUUCUCCUGAGAUCUCACAAAGUUCAGUUUCAAUUAAGGGCCCCAUUACUGCUCUUCCUUCGGUGACCUCAAGUGGAAGCUUGCCAUCAGUGUCACAGAGUUUAUUUUCAAUUAAGGGUCCCAUAACGUCUCUUCCUUCGGUGAACCCAAGUGGAAGCUUGCCAUCUGUGUCCCCAUUAACUCCAGGCAUGGAGAAUUUCAUACCCUUGUCACAAAAUAUACCGCCUGUUCUUAGUGGAAAGCCUAGGAUUAGUUCUACUACCUCUGUGGCUCAUCAGACUGAAACUCAGUCUAUUCCGUCCACCAUUGGUACAUCCAGUUCAAACCAAGCUGAAACGUCUAAUAAGUUGCUGACUCCUGGUCAACUAGUGCAGCCUAACUCUUCUGUAUUGCCUUCCUCACAAACAUUGGAGAAGACCUUAAAAGCAGUGGAGGUUAAACCACAGGAAGAUAAGAGUAAACCACUGUUACCUGAGCCUCCAGCAUUUCAACGAGAAGCUAAUAAAGCUAAGUCACCAGCUGUGGUGAAGGAGUCAAUCCUGCCACUGCCUACUCCUGUUUAUCACAAGCCAAAUGGCGCCGUUUCAAUCACUCAUGAAGGCAACAGGGGGCGUGGAAGAGGAAGAGGAAGUGGGUAUCCACGCACACAGACCACGUUCACUGAAGACUUUGAUUUCACAGCAAUGAAUGAAAAGUUUAACAAGGAUGAAGUUUGGGGCCAUUUGGGCAAAAGCAGACCCCACUCGAGCAACAAUGAAGAAGAUGAUGAAGCUUAUGGCUUCGAGGAAGAAAAUGGGCAGUCUUCAGAACUAGAUAUCAAGCCUGUUUAUGUGAAGGAUGACUUCUUCGACACCCUUUCUUCCAACAGCAACGACCAAACGAACAAUGGGAGGAUCAAGUUCUCUGAGCAGCUGAAGAUUGACGCAGAGACUUUCGGUAACUUUUCGAGGAACCGAUCUGCAUACAGAGGAGGGCGAGGUGUUCGGGGUGGCCGGGGGAGGGGCUCUUACUAUGGUAGGGGCUACGGCUACUCUGGGAGGGGAAGGGGGCAUGCUGGUACGAGCCGAGACUACUAGCAACUUAACUGCAGGUUCUAUGUUAGCUUUCCUGUUAUUCAGUAGUGGUUGAAGUGCUAUUUCUAAUCUUAUUACUGGGAAAUAAGCAAAAUAACUAAGAUGUUUGUCUGAAAUAAAUGCUAGCCAUGGCUAUCUCAUCAGAAAAGCCUGAGAGUAUAUUUGUGUUUGUGAUUUGCAUUUCUAUUGCAAAUUUGGUCUAUUUGGUGGAAUGUCUUCGUCAAACGUUAAUAUAUUUGAAUUAGUUUAUGGUGUUUAUUUUUCUUUUGCUU